AUGCUCAAAUUACUCCCUUUGGCCUUCGCGGCAUCACAGUUGUGCGCAAUCAGUCAAGCCUGUCCAUUCCAUGUGGGCGACGAAGAGCACACUUCAAUCAACAACGUCAGGCGCUCUACAUCAACAACGAGCGUCAAGACUGCUAUCGAAGACAUCCGUCCUUUCAACGGCCGCAGAUUCGGCAAGCCACAGAAAAUUUGCCUCGACGGCGGCCACAUAGUGCCUGCAAGCAAAUGUGCCGACGCCCAAAACAUCGUGAAUGGCACCGGCAAAUUCCUCAUCCCGGGCCUGAUCGACAAUCACGUCCACUUGACCGAUGUUCAGUCGCUUGAAGACUUUACUUCAUAUGGCUGCACAACUGCGAUGCAGAUGAACUGUCAAAACUACACGCAGUGCGCCCUCAUGGCACGACAAGAAGGCUUGGCCUCAUUCGUGUAUGCUUCGAUGGCAGCUGUCGGAAACGGAAGUCUUCACGAUAAGCAGUAUCCAGCCCGUGCUAGGGAUACUCUCAUCUACCCGAGUACAGACAUCCUGGAGUGGACGAGGUGGCAGAUGGGCAAUGGCAGCCACUUCUUGAAGAUCACGGCUGAAGUCGCUGGCCCUUCUCUGGAGCAACAAAUUCAGAUGGUUCACACCUCCCACAACGAAUUCCAGAAACAGACCAUGACACACGCCUCAACAAUUGCAGCCUAUGAACAGGCUGCGGACUCCUUGACCAACGGAAUUCAGCACGUCCCGGACGACGGGGUCCUAUCGUCAGCUGUGAUUCAGCAGAUCCUGGAUCAGCGUCAAUACGUUACGACGACCUUGAACAUCUUCGAGUACGGGUAUCGGGAGCCCGCUCUUGAAAAGUUCUUGAACAUUCAGCCGGGGAGCAACCGCACAAUCGAUAAUGCGCACGCAAAUGCUCACCUUCUCCAUAAGGCUGGAAUUCCAAUUCUUGCUGGAACCGAUGCUGUCGGUUCUUUGAAAAUGGGCAAUACGACCAUAUCAGUUCCAUUCGGCUUGACGCUUCAUUUUGAACUGGAGAAUCUGGUUAAGUACGUUGGCAUGUCGCCCGCAGAGGCGAUUAAUGCCGCCACCCGGGAAGCUGCCAGAUACCAUUGCGUCCCGGACAGAGGCUCUAUCGAGAUAGGCAAGAGGGCGGACUUGGUGAUGCUGAACUCCAAUCCGCUGGCCAAUAUUUCCAACACGCGGGAUAUCGCAAAGAUCUGGACUCUGGGCGUCGAAGCACAGGUGUAUGCGAAGAACGAAACCACGAGGAACCCAGGAGCUUGA
Colletotrichum karsti is the source of this 1278-nucleotide messenger RNA. RefSeq names its product amidohydrolase. The record is from RefSeq and is a predicted model, not a curated record. The coding region runs from base 1 to 1278 and encodes 425 amino acids. The transcript has a single exon. NCBI's taxonomy places the organism in Eukaryota, Fungi, Ascomycota, Sordariomycetes, Glomerellales, Glomerellaceae. Gene Ontology annotation, molecular function: hydrolase activity, acting on carbon-nitrogen (but not peptide) bonds.